AUGAAGAUAGCCAGCUACGUGUUUUUCGAUAUAGAAACGACAGGUCUGCCGUACCAAGAGCGCAACCAAACCAAAAUUACAGAACUCAGUUUCGUCGCCGCUUCGCGUAAUGAUUUGAAAAAAGCACCCAUUGGGAAAAAGCCCUACGUUAGCAAACUGAUACUUUUGUUUAACCCACAAAGAAGGAUACAUCCAGACUCAUCUGCUAUUACAGGAUUAACUAACGAAAUGCUGAAAAAUGCACCAAUUUUCGGCGAUAAGGCAGGGACAAUAAUUUCAUUCUUAAAUUUCAGUUUAGAAAAUUGGAUUAAAAACGACUUCUCAUUUCCGUCCGAUGUGGAUCCAUUUGUUUCACCACAAAUAAGUGUAAACACCUUAUCACCUAAGAAGCGCUGUGUAAAAAAGGAAACUGUGAAAGUAAAACUUAGUUUUAAAUUGACUGAUUUGUAUAAAAGGUUACUACAUAAGAAAGUUGCUAUUGCUCAUAGAGCUGAAGAUGACUGCAUGAUGCUUUUAGAAUGUGUUGUUGCUGAAAAAGAGUUUUUAAUCUGGACUGAUAAACAUUGUAAAAGUAUUCAUGAUAUUAAGCCUUUGGUGCGCUAUGGAUGA
Molecule: messenger RNA, 609 nt
Organism: Arctia plantaginis
Lineage: Eukaryota; Metazoa; Arthropoda; Insecta; Lepidoptera; Erebidae
Source: the annotation of a GenBank genome assembly